Messenger RNA from Ahaetulla prasina, 1919 nucleotides. RefSeq names its product pseudouridine synthase 1 (gene PUS1). NCBI's taxonomy places the organism in Eukaryota, Metazoa, Chordata, Lepidosauria, Squamata, Colubridae. The transcript is spliced from 6 exons. The record is from RefSeq and is a predicted model, not a curated record. Gene Ontology annotation, biological process: tRNA pseudouridine synthesis; mRNA pseudouridine synthesis. The coding region runs from base 76 to 1512 and encodes 478 amino acids. Gene Ontology annotation, molecular function: RNA binding; pseudouridine synthase activity. Gene Ontology annotation, cellular component: nucleus.
AAAGCCGGCGGGGUUUGCAUUGCUGCAAGCGGUCGGAGCGCUUGCAAACUCCGCUCCUCUCCAGCGCUGGCUGGAAUGAGGUGGCUGCUCGCGGGGAAAAGGGGGAUUUCGGGUUCUUUGGGGGUCACCCUUGGGGCAUGGAGAAGCGGUCCCGGGGGGCGGCGGCGGAGGGGACGGCCGGAUCCUGGCUCGUUUCUCGGGCAAAGCGCGAGCGGAGUUUGGCUGGGUUGCUGCUGGAGAUCUAGCCGGGGGGUUGGCCGAGCCUGGAGCCUUGGGAGCUGCAGCGCCCGUCCGAAGUGUCUUGCAAUGGCUGAGCAACCGGGAAGUCUGGAAAACAGCCUGGCUAAGAGGCCGAGGGACGGGGAUGGGAGGGAGGAGAAGGAGGCCGGGAAGCAGGAGGAGAACGGACACGAUGCCAAAAGGCUCAAGGACGGGGAGGAAGAGGUCAAGGACGAGACGAAGAAGUUCCCGAAGAAGAAAGUUGCGCUGCUGCUGGUGUAUUGUGGGAAAGGCUACCAUGGAAUGCAGCGCAAUGUGAAAACUUCCCAGUAUAGGACAAUUGAAGAUGACCUAGUAUCAGCCCUCAUAAAAUCCGGAUGUAUUCCGGAAAACCACGGAGAGGACAUGAAGAAAAUGUCGUUUCAGAGAUGUGCUAGGACUGAUAAGGGUGUGUCUGCGGCCGGACAGAUUGUUUCCUUGAAGGUCUGGCUGAUCGAAGAUAUUUUACAGAAGAUUAACGAACAUCUUCCUUCUCACAUCAGAAUUUUAGGGCUGAAAAGAGUGACCGGGAAAUUCAAUUCCAAGAACAGAUGUGAUGCCCGGACCUAUUCAUACAUGCUGCCAACGUUCGCUUUUGCCCACAAGGAUGAUACAGCUCAGGACGACACCUACCGCUUGAGUGCCCAGACUUUGGAGGCCGUCAACGACCUCCUGGCUUGUUACAAAGGCACUCACAACUUCCAUAACUUCACCUCCCAGAAGGGCCCCAAGGAUCCCAGCGCCAAACGUUACAUCAUGGAGAUGUUUUGCGAAGAGCCCUUCGUGAGGGACGGCUUGGAGUUUGCGGUGGUCAAAGUGAAAGGACAGAGUUUCAUGAUGCACCAGAUCCGGAAAAUGAUCGGCUUGGUGAUCGCGAUCGUCAAGGGCCACGCCGCCAAAUCCAUCAUGGAACAGAGCUGGGGCGAGGAGAAAGUGGACAUUCCCAAAGCUCCCGGGCUGGGUCUGAUUUUGGAACGGGUUCACUUUGAGAGCUACAAUCAACGCUUUGGGGACGACGGUCUCCACGAAGCCCUGGAAUGGGCAGAAGAGGAGGAGAAGAUCACGGCUUUCAAAGAGCAGCACAUCUAUCCCACCAUUAUCAAUACGGAGAAGGAAGAAAGGUCCAUGAUGAACUGGCUGGAGACGCUCUUCAACCAUCAGUUUGAUUCCACCAUCUCAAGGCUGCAGGAAGAUCCCAGAGAUGCCAAGUCUGAUCCUGAAGGCAGCGACGGAUGUGAGGACAAUUCUGAUUGAGGAUUUCGGGCACACUUUGAUACCCUGGAUUCAGGUCCCUUUGGCCAGAAAAUCAAGCUUUUCUCAAUGAUGGAUAUUCCUUAGUCUUGAGCAGAGACGAAGAAAGACAGAAAUGAUGUUUUCCGUCCUUCUCUGCAGCACUGGAAAGGGGGACAUGAUGCUAGCUAGAACAAACACUGCUUUAAUUAUGCUCGAUAAAAAAAUGAUUUUUAAAAACGUGUCAGAGAAAAAUAAUUAUCGGACUCUUACAGAAAAGUGCAAGCUGUUAAGAAUGCUGUUCUCUUCUGGUUUUUCCAAACAGCCAAAAUUAAUUGUUCUUUCGGAAAGCUUUCUGUGAUUAUCGGCUCAGCCAAGUAAUAUGGUUUUUGGAAACGGUCUCUUCCUUUUAUAAAAACAAUAUAUUUUAA